AGCGGAAGCCUUUCAUAGUAACAAAGCAAUGAACGGGACCGUUCCGGAAGAAGUGGUGGCAGAAUAAAACCGAUAAACUUUCGUUUGUGUUUCUAAAGAUAAGUGUCAACGUAAAGUGAGUCAAAGUUUUUUUGUGUAUUUACUUUGAAAGUUUACGGCGGGUCUAAACCAGCAUAGCCUACAGCGGGGAACUAAAAAUGGAGGUAGAAAAGGAAAUCAAGAAGAUGACCCUGGGCCAUGAAAUUGGCGCCGGGGCGGCGUGUCUGAAAUGCAAGGACAAGUGUGAGGGGUUUGAGCUUCACUUCUGGAGAAAGAUCUGCCGGAACUGUAAGUGUGGGCUUACGGACCACGAUGUGCAGAUGAACUCUGAUGAUAACAGGAAGGUGGGCAAGCUGUUCGAGGAUACCAAGUACACUGGCCUCAUUGCCAAGCUCAAAACUGACGGUGUACCCACGUACAAGGGCAACCAGGUCACCUUCUCCAUCUCUGCCAGCCCCAUAUCAGGAACCGCUGUUCCAUACAGUCCCCAGUCUGCCCACAAUGUGCCAGCCAAUGCUGGCUAUGGUGAUGGGGAUGGAGCUGGCUAUGGGUCCGGGGAUGGAGCUGGCUAUGGGUCCGGGGCUGGCUAUGGGGCUGGAGCUGGGUCCGGGGCUGGAGCUGGAGCUGGGUCCGGAGCUGGAGCUGGCUAUGGUGCUGGAGCUGGGUCCGGGGCUGGAGCUGGAGCUGGGUCCGGAGCUGGAGCUGGCUAUGGUGCUGGAGCUGGACCCGGAGCUGGUUAUGGGUCCGUGGCUGGAGCUGGGCCCGGAGCUGGCUAUGGGGCUGGGUCCGGAGCUGGGGCUGGACCCGCUACCAUGCCCAAACCUGGGGCAAUCAGAGCCACUGCUGUGUCAGCCAAUGUCGUACCUGUCAGGAAGGAUGCCGUUCCCCUGAAGUCUGUUACCUACGAGUGGGCUCCUCCAGGGGUGAAACAGCACAUGGCGGUACGCUACAUCGAGCUCCUGCCCCCAGAGAGGCGUCCCAUAGCGGGCACGGAGGGUGCAGCCUACCGCCGGCAACAGAUGGCAGUGCAGCUACCGGAGCACGACCAGGAUCCGUCCAAGUGCCAUGAGCUGACCCCUGCAGAGGUCAAACAGAUGCAGCAGUUCGUCCGCAAGUAUAAAGACGAGGCCCUGGGAGUGGGAGACAUCAAACUGCCUGAGGAGAUGAUGGGUCAGGAGGGAGGACCAGGACAGGGAGCGCCAGGCAUGGGAAGACAUGGGAUGGGAGCCCCUGGGCUUCCAGUUGGGACUGGGGGAUCCUUUGGUCCUGGAGUUGGGGCUGGGGGAUCCUUUGGUCCUGGAGUUGGGGCUGGGGGAUCCUUUGGUCCUGGAGUUGGGGCUGGGGGAUCCUUUGGUCCUGGAGUUGGGGCUGGGGGAUCCUUUGGUCCUGGAGUUGGGGCUGGGGGAUCCUUUGGUCCUGGAGUUGGGGCUAGGGGAUCCUUUGGUCCUGGAGUUGGGGCUGGGGGAUCCUUUGGUCCUGGGGCUGGGGGAUCCUUUGGUCCUGGAGUUGGGGCUGGGGGAUCCUUUGGUCCUGGAGUUGGGGCUGGGGGAUCCUUUGGUCCUGGAGUUGGGCCUGGGGGAUCCGUUGGGCCUGGAAUUGUGUCUGGGGUAGCCUUUGGGCCUGGAAUUGUGUCUGGGGUAGCCUUUGGGCCUGGAGGUUCUGGUCAUCGAACAAGGCUUGGGUCUGGGAGUAUACUCGGGCUAGCGAGUCCACCUGGGAUGGGGGCUGGUUACCCUGGGGCAGGAGAAGGUGGACCAGGAGACAUGGGUACUGCUGCCACUGCUGGGGCCAUGGGUAUUCCGGGAGCCCCUGGAGAUCACCUGGCUGGACCCUGUGGACACUAUUCGUGCCACCAGUGCCAGCUGACCAUGCGUCAGGGUGAGCCUGCAGUGUACGCAGAGCGUGCUGGCUAUGACAAUCUAUGGCACCCAGCCUGCUUCGUGUGCUGCACCUGCUCAGAGCUCCUGGUCGACAUGAUCUACUUCUGGAAGAAGGGACAGUUGUACUGCGGACGCCACUACGGAGACAGUGAGAAACCACGCUGCGGGGGCUGUGAUGAGCUCAUCUUCAGUAAUGAGUACACGCAGGCUGAGGACCAGAACUGGCAUCUGAAGCACUUCUGCUGCUUUGACUGUGACUGUGUGCUGGCUGGAGAGACGUACGUCAUGGAGAACAACAAGCCUGUCUGCAAGCCCUGCUACAUGAAGAGCCACGCCGCGGUGUGUACGGCCUGUCAGAACCCAGUGGAGCCCGAGGCCCAGCGCGUGUCCUACGGGGAGUUCCACUGGCACGCUGAGCCUCAGUGCUUCCAGUGCUCCUGCUGUGCUAAGUGUCUAAUUGGAGAGCGCUUCAUGGCCAUACAGGGAAUGCUCUUCUGCUCUGUCGAGUGCAAGAAGAAGACCAUGACCUAGAGAAGACCGUGACCGCAGUGUACCGUACAGCAGCUCAAUCUUCUCCGGCAUCCCGACCACAAUCGUAAUUUGAACUAAGCCUGGUCUAGAAUACAAACAAUAGUCUAACAAUGAAAUUAUUAAUUAGACUUGACCACAAGAGCUUAGCUAAUUAUUUUCAGUUUCCAAGUUCCUGAUGGGAUGGGGAAAAUAAUGCCUUAAAUCUAUUGAUUUGUCUUCUCUUAACAAGAUUCUCCUCUACAUCUUCUCUUUACAUGCACUGUUUUGUUCAAUCUGAGAUUUUUUUCAGAACACUUUCCUUCUUCUGAGUUUAAAGCAGCUAUGGAUGAUUCUCAACUCUGUCUACUCAAGUAUUUUUUGGUAUUAUAUCAGGAUCCCCAUUAGCUGUUGCGAAAGCAGCAGCUACUCUUCCUAGGGUCCACAGAAAACAUAACUUGUCUACUAAUGUUCUGUACCAUGUCAAGAACAGAGUCCUUCUUUGGGUUGUUCUCAAAUCCGUCUGCUUUCUCUCUAGAAUGUACUACUGAACUCGAAGCAGUAUUAUGAUUAACAAUUGCAGUGUAAUAGUAUUACAAUACGUGAUACUUUAUGUGCAGUAUUUCUGUUCUGCAGGAAGCAGCCUUUCAGUGUUGUAACAGGCUAUGCAGACUAUGCAAUGUGACCAACUGAUUCUCUCCAACCCAGUCCUGGAGAACCCCUGAUAACGCAGGCUUUCACAAGUGACAUUAUUAUGGACAACAUCACUGAAAUGUGAAGGCAGGUGAUGUCAUAUCUUCAGAACAUCUUAAAAUGAUGUACUUUGGAGGACCAAUGAAAUGAUCAGAAAUCGUUAAGUGGUUAUCUGUACUGUGGCGUCAACUUAUCUACUGCCUUCUCUCCUUCCUGCAGUCUUUUUAUAUUAUAAUUGGUUUCUCUCGCAGUCUUCACAAUAAGUGCCAUUGGCUUUCCUUUAUUUCUCUUGCACUUUAUAUUUUAUCCUCACACUGUAACAACCUAAUAAAGUUUUUUGCAAUGA
This is a messenger RNA of Oncorhynchus tshawytscha (Chinook salmon), 3465 nucleotides long. It is a transcript of the gene tes, whose product is annotated as testis derived transcript (3 LIM domains). Bases 198 to 2450 code for a protein of 750 amino acids. Gene Ontology annotation, molecular function: zinc ion binding. The record is from RefSeq and is a predicted model, not a curated record. Lineage: Eukaryota; Metazoa; Chordata; Actinopteri; Salmoniformes; Salmonidae. The transcript has 7 exons.